GGCCGCGUCAGACAAAAACAGACCCAUACAAGGCAGUCAGGGUAGAGGGCACGGGUACACAGCGAGAAGUAGCACAGGUUGUCUGCAAACGUUAGCAUUAGACGCAUGAUUUUUUCAAUCUGACAGAGAUAGUCCAUUGCGCACCAGAGAAUAAUAUUGUGUUGAGACUAUCGGAAGAGUGUUAUUGUUAUUGUAGUAAGGGCAGUGUCAAGAUAUUUAUUGUUAAGGGGGAUCUGUAAAUCUAUUGAUCAGCAUUUAGAAAGUCCACAGGCUUUCAUACCUUUAUCACCUGUAAGAUUAACUCACCAAGCGGGAAAUGCCGUACGCAGUGAACAGCUUCUUUUGCACGCUUGUUGUGCUAAUUCUUUGGCAAGUGGAGGAAAUCGCUGAGGCGUGCAGCUGUUCUCCUGUACAUCCUCAACAGGCUUUCUGCAACGCCGAUGUUGUAAUCAGGGCCAAGGUAGUUGGAGGAAAAGAGGUGCACUCUGGGAAUGAUAUCUAUGGCAACCCCAUCAAGAGAAUCCAGUAUGACAUCAAGCAGAUUAAGAUGUUCAAAGGUCCAGACCGUGACAUUGAGUUCGUCUACACAGCACCUUCUUCAGCAGUGUGUGGGGUCACCCUGGACACCACUGGCAAGAAAGAAUACCUGAUUUCAGGGAAGGCUGAGGCCAAUGGCAAGAUGCAUGUGACGCUGUGCGACCUCAUCAUGCCUUGGGAGGCCAUGAGCGCGACGCAGAAGAAGAGCCUGAGCCAGCGCUACCAGAUGGGCUGCGAGUGCAAGAUCGUACGCUGCACUUCCUUCCCAUGUGAAGUCAGUACUCCAGAGGAGUGCCUGUGGACGGAUUGGCUGACGGAGAAGCUCAUCAACGGCCGGCAGGCCAAUCACUACGCCUGCAUCAAGAGAGGGGACGGCUCUUGCGCUUGGUACCGUGGCUCCGCUCCCCCCAAGAAGGAGUUCUUGGACGCCGAGGACCCCUAGAACCCCCAUACCCCCCCACCCCACCCCUGCCCAUGGCAUCUGCCUGAAUAUAAUAGUAAUAAUGAUAACAACAAUAAGGUUUUUAAAAUGCAUUAGUGGAGAAAGAGUGAAGCUCACAACAUGACAAGGUUUUAAACUCCAUACAACUCAAGUGCUCAGAGGUUAGCAUAGACCAUAGAAUUUUUCAUUAGUACAUAGAGUAGCUGACAGCCGUAUACAGAUUGGUCAUGUGAUGAUGUAAUUUGCCCAUGAAGGCUGGUUUUAGGAAACACUCUCCCCAUGUGAGGGACAAUCGGUUUUUAGCAAAGCACUUUCCCCCUGCCCCCACGAAAAAAAAAACACAAACUGACCAAAACAAAGCACUUAAUUGUGAUAGUUUACCCCAAAGAAUCAAUGGCAUCUUAUUGUGGAUGGCUAAGAAACGGAACAAAAAAAACACUUCCUAAUGGCUCAUUCUAAAAUGUCCUCAAGUUUCAGUCAGCCUGGGAAAAAAAAGAUAUCUUGGACUGUGAUUAGUGUUGUUUCCUUGAACCAUGCCUUGAUCAUCAUGGCGAGGUUGGACUCCGAGUGUUCACAGAUGUAUAAAGACACACACCAUGCACAACUGCACAACAGAUGGAGAAGAGCCGCUUCACACUCAUUUGUCAAGAUCAAUCCCUUGCGUCUGUGCUUUUUUCAAGACCAAAUGAAAAUAAUAAUAAUGAUGAUGAUAAUGCUAAUAAUCUGAAUGUGUUGCUCUAAAUUAAAGUAAGUUUGAGACGACGGGGAUGUGUGAGAUGGGGUUUAGCAGGGUUGAGGCUCUAAGGGCUUUUAAUUUGACAAAGCCAGGGCAGGUCCUCUCUUCCUGCUCUGCAUGGAAAGCCAGUCCACUAACUUAAACACUGCCAACAGGGAAGUCCCAUUCAAUGAAACCAACUAGAAGAAGGUCUGCGGUUGUGAUCUUCACAUAGUAACACUGCCAUAUCCUGUAAUGUGGGAACAAUUAUUAGCAUAGCAUGUAGCUUCUGAAAAGAGAGUAGUUAUACUUCCUGAUCUUAAAACUCUUAUUAUAUAUUGUGUCUAAGUCACAGAUAUCCAGAGAACCAUAGCUACAUUUGCCUCUUAGUGUAUUACCAUAGUAGCACUGUCGUCCACCCACCCACACAUUCCCAAAGAGCUCCAGUCCCUCUACGUGCCUACUGCUCACUCCUCUCCCUGUACAGAGCCCACAGUAUCCAUUAUACCUGUGUCAUUUGAUAUGUUUGUUCAAUUAUGAUUCUGUGCUCAAUAUACCUGAUUAGAGCUAGAGAUGCACUUUUUGCUACCAUCAUAGAGCGUAUAACUGUGAGGAUUGACUCCUCAUUGGAAGUUUAAAUUCUUUUUUUAUUUUAUCUUCCUUCAUUCCUCUCUUCCUAGGGUUUCUUUCUGUCUUUCUCUGGUGCCUCUGUUUUCAAGUCUUUUUUUUAAACGAAUUCCUGUUGUAUUUUGUCCAGAUGUUUCCAAAGUGUUUCCAAGAAAUGUGUGAGGGUAUAAAGCUUGAGCCGGGGUCCCUGGACUCUGGACACUGGAAGGUCACUGAGGGCUGCACUGAAGGCCUCGUCCACAUCGACAGGUUGGGCCUCUGAUUGUAAUGGCUGGCAGAGAUCCCAUAGCGGUGACCUCAUUUGGAAAGAUUGGAUGUAAUUAGCCAGCUAAUGAGAAUUGUUGUGUAAUUCCACUCUUCCGAGGCUUGUUACACGUUUUAUGAGGCUUCCCGCCUGGUCAGUAACUCUUAAACUUGAUUGACAGCGGCUUAGAGGGAUUGUUGCAGGUGCGCCCUGAUUGGCUAGCUCCAAGUCACAUGACCAGGAGCCAGCAAAGGACCAAGGGAUGUAGUUGCUAGGCAUUAAGUCUGGACCUGCUUUUUAACAUUCAUGGGUGUCACAAGAUGCAGCACAGCACAGCGCGGUGGAAACGAGGAUGGGUAGAGCGAGAGAAAGAUGGGUAGAGCGAGAGGAAGAUAGGUAGAGCGAGAGGAGGAUGGGUAGAGCGAGAGGAGGGUGAAGCGAGGCGAGGGGGAGACUGGGUGAGGUGUAGCCGAGUGUGGAAUGUGCAACGCUUCCCAUAUCAGCAGGCUGCGGGCUAUUCACAGGCUAUUCUCCUGGCCAGAGCAUUCUUGACAUGCUACCAGUAACACAAAAUGAAGAGAGGUAUUGUUAGUGUUGUGCCAUCAUCAUCGUGUCUGCUCAGUGCAUAUGUGCACUGCUAGGGUGUGUGUCCUGUGUGUGUGUGUGUGUGUGUGUGUGUGUGUGUGUGUGCAUACACAUGUCCAUGUUUCAGGAGUGUGUGUUGGACAUUGGUGAAUUGUGUGUGAGAGAGUGAUUAGACUCAAGCCUUGUCAUUAGGACCACAUUUGUGCUUAUUAAAGAUCAUGGUCCACUGAGUUGAAAACAGAAUGAAUCAGGUUGUAGAAGGUAAUAAUGUAUUAAAGGAUAUGCAUUUUAAACCCCAGAAAUUCUGGCUUUUUCCACUCUCUAUCUCUCUUUCUCUCUCUGUCUGACUACCUUUCCGACAUUUACUGUAAACGAGCUCUUGAGACAUAUCUACAAACUAACCAAGAGCAACAGUUAAAAAUCACUUCUCAUAAACCUCAUGCUAUACAAUCUAUAGUGGAAUAUACAUAAAGGGCAUAAUUUAAGUGUUUGCUGUUGCCAAGUUUUUUUUUAAACUUUUUGGUUUUGUAAACUGUGUCUUUAUUACAUGCUUUCAGUGUCAUUUUUUUACCAUUCUCUCUGUCUUGCUCUUUGAAAAUGACUCUUUGGUGAGAGCCGUCUGAUGUGUGGCCCAUGUGAGGGGGCAUUGGGGCGGUGAGAACCAGACUAUGCAUGUCUCUGAUGCUUUUUUUUGUGUAUUUCCCAUGUGGAUGUUCACUUGAUGGACAAAACAUACAGUAUUAAUGAAAAUAAAAAUGGAAUAAAGGACAACA
Molecule: messenger RNA, 3923 nt
Organism: Alosa alosa (allis shad)
Lineage: Eukaryota; Metazoa; Chordata; Actinopteri; Clupeiformes; Clupeidae
Gene: timp2a
Product: TIMP metallopeptidase inhibitor 2a
Exons: 5
Coding region: 317-979 (220 amino acids)
Biological process (GO): negative regulation of membrane protein ectodomain proteolysis; negative regulation of endopeptidase activity
Cellular component (GO): extracellular matrix
Molecular function (GO): metalloendopeptidase inhibitor activity; protease binding
Source: RefSeq, a predicted model, not a curated record